Messenger RNA from Symphalangus syndactylus (siamang), 1140 nucleotides. It is a transcript of the gene OR52B2, whose product is annotated as olfactory receptor family 52 subfamily B member 2. The record is from RefSeq and is a predicted model, not a curated record. NCBI's taxonomy places the organism in Eukaryota, Metazoa, Chordata, Mammalia, Primates, Hylobatidae. Gene Ontology annotation, biological process: G protein-coupled receptor signaling pathway. Gene Ontology annotation, cellular component: plasma membrane. Gene Ontology annotation, molecular function: olfactory receptor activity; G protein-coupled receptor activity.
AUGAAAAUUGCCUGUCUCAGGUUCAUUGGCUGCCCCAUUGCUCACUGCAUUAGGGAAGAUAUGAAUCUGGAUCAGAGUGGAGAAAUGUACCCCUCUAGGCUUCCUCUGGAUUCCCACUUGAUACUCUACUUCCUUGCACAAGGGGCCAGAAAGAGGACCAUAAAGUGCAUCAAGAGUCACACCAACGUUACCAUCUUCCAUCCUGCAGUUUUUGUCCUACUUGGCAUCCCUGGGUUGGAGGCUUAUCACAUUUGGCUGUCAAUACCUCUUUGCCUCAUUUACAUCACUGCAGUCCUGGGAAACAGCAUCCUGAUAGUGGUUAUUUUCAUGGAACAUAACCUUCAUGAGCCCAUGUAUUUCUUCCUCUCCAUGCUGGCCGUCAUGGACAUCCUGCUGUCUACCACCACUGUGCCCAAGGCCCUAGCCAUCUUUUGGCUCCAUGCACAUAACAUUGCUUUUGAUGCCUGUGUCACCCAAGUCUUCUUUGUCCAUAUAAUGUUUGUGGGGGAGUCAGCUAUUCUGUUAGCCAUGGCCUUUGACCACUUUGUGGCCAUUUGUGCCCCGCUGAGAUAUACAACAGUGCUAACAUGGCCUGUUGUGGGAAGGAUUGCUCUGGCCAUCAUCUCCCGAAGCUUCUGCAUCAUCUUCCCUGUCAUAUUCUUGCUGAAGUGGCUGCCCUUCUGCCGAACCAACAUUGUUCCUCAUUCCUACUGUUAGCAUAUUGGAGUGGCUCGUUUAGCCUGUGCUGACAUCACUGUUAACAUCUGGUAUGGCUUCUCAGUGCCCAUUGUCAUGGUCAUCUUGGAUGUCAUCCUCAUCACUGUGUCUUACUCACUGAUCCUCCGAGCAGUGUUUCGUUUGCCUUCCCAGGAUGCUCGGCACAAGGCCCUCAGCACUUGUGGCUCCCACCUCUGUGUCAUCCUUAUGUUUUAUGUUCCAUCCUUCUUUACCUUAUUGACCCACCAUUUUGGGCAUAAUAUUCCUCAACAUGUCCAUAUCUUGCUGGCCAGUCGUUAUGUGGUGGUGCCACUGAUGCUGAACCGCAUUGUCUAUGGUGUGAAGACUAAGCAGAUACAUGAGGGUGAAGCCCACCGGUUCUUUGACAUCAAGACUUGGUGAUGUUCCUCCCCUCUGGGCUGA